Molecule: messenger RNA, 555 nt
Organism: Phragmites australis (common reed)
Lineage: Eukaryota; Viridiplantae; Streptophyta; Magnoliopsida; Poales; Poaceae
Exons: 1
Coding region: 100-354 (84 amino acids)
Source: RefSeq, a predicted model, not a curated record
UCCUCUGCUCACAAGGUAGCUCAAGCACUUCUCUGCCUAGGGAAAACAACUGCACGUGCCCAAGUCCUUCAGGUCUUGUUGCUCCUGCUAAGCUGCAAGAUGUCGCAGAGGCAGGGCAGGCACCAGAGGAGGGCGUCGCAGAGCGUGUUCGUGCUGCCGGAGAACUUCGCACUGGAGGACGUGCCGGCGGCGGUGGCCGAGGGCGGCGCCGAGCAGAGGAAGCCCGCGGCGGCGGACGCCUCCGAGCUGCAGGCGGCGAGGCAGGCGGGGCGCCACCGGCGGGCGAUGUCCAUGGCCGUGAUCUCUAGGGAUCUGGAGAUGAUAACGGAGGACAUUGGAAGCUACAAGUACUAGAUCGCUGUGGCGCGUGCUAGCUGGUACGUGUUCCUCCGGCCGGUGGUUCUCGGGUUAGGUGCAGAAGGAAGUGGUCGUCUUUCGAGUCUGGUGUCCUGUCCUGUGGUUGUGUUUUCUGCUGUAUUCACGCUUCUUCGUAUGUGUACUUUCAUUCCUGUUCUAGAAGUAAAUAAAACAUCAGCUUCAGCUUAUAGUGCGUUC